Messenger RNA from Colias croceus (clouded yellow), 1194 nucleotides. Its product is annotated as SPRY domain-containing protein 7. The transcript has 4 exons. Gene Ontology annotation, molecular function: protein binding. The record is from RefSeq and is a predicted model, not a curated record. Bases 98 to 778 code for a protein of 226 amino acids. Lineage: Eukaryota; Metazoa; Arthropoda; Insecta; Lepidoptera; Pieridae.
GUAGUUCAAAGCCGAAUAAUUUUUUACAAACAAUGAAGUGAACAAAACAAUAAAAAUUUGUAUUGAUUUUUCCUAAUAAAGCCAUAACUCUGAUAAAAUGUUCUGUUGCCUGAAAAAUUGUGUUAAUGGUUUCUCACUGACUCCUAGUGUCCCAAUCCGAGUGAAGGAAAAUCCGAUACAACUGGACACACUUCAUAUGGGACAUGAAGUGGUGAUAGUGAAGGGUGGUCAAAGAGCAUGUGGCUCAGGCUGUGUUUUGGGAAGUGCUCCUUUGGUCCAGAAUAAGGCCUACUUUGAAGUGAAGUUGCAGCAAGGAGGAGUGUGGGCUGUUGGGCUUGCUACCCGAGAGACAGACAUUAACAAAGUGCAUGGUGGUGUGGAUAAAGAAUCCUGGUGUUUGAACAGUGAUGGUACAGUGAGGCACGACAAUGUGGAACUGUAUCAAUUGAAACCAGCUCCCGGAGAGUCUCCAACCACUGAAAUACUGGUUUCAACUGGUUCCUCAGAUCAUAUAGAUGAUAAACAGGAUAAAGAUGAAGAAAUCAAUACUAUUAUGCCAGUUGAAGGUGAUGUUAUAGGCCUAGCUUACGACCAUGUCGAGUUGAAUUUCUUCUUAAAUGGUAAAAAUAUGGAAAUACCUGUGCGGAGUGUUCGAGGGACGGUUUAUCCUGCAUUAUAUGUUGACGAUGGUGCCAUAUUGGAUAUAAUACUGGACAAUUUCCGAUACCCCCCGCCCACGGGAUAUGAGAAGAUAAUGGUGGAACAGUCGCUCCUCUAACAAAAGGAUCUCAAAUGUAAUGCUUAGUUGUGCGUGGACACUGGCUUGUGUGAUGUUUACCUGUGCGAAUGUCGUUAUGAAAGUCUGCGGUAUUUAUGCUAUAAAUUAUAAUCUAUUCUAUAUAUUUAAUAUCCUAACUGUAUUAUAUAAAAACAACUAACUUGAAUAUUCUAUUAUAUCUAUACUAGUUUAAAAAACUAUGAUCUAUUUUUUUAGUAACGAACAUGAUAAAAUUGUAAAUAUAUUAAUUGUUCUAGAUUUUGUUUGGGUACACAAAUCUUCCAAUGCAACAAACUACAGAAACUUGAUAUAUAAUAGAUAUUAACUUCUUAUAAUUCCUAUUUUUUGUUGUUAUAUAAUAAUAAUCCACUAAAAUAUAGAAAUAAGUUUCAAAGUUAUAGUUUCAUAUAAAUUAU